GCCGUCUCGAGCUGAUCCCGUUCUCUACUUAUUGUCGAUCUCCUAGAAGCUGUCAUGUGACCAGAUGACUAACACAUGAGUAAUCACACAAAACCCCUCUGACGCCACUCCGCCGACGCCCUCACCGCCCGCAACACUAUCACCCACCAGCACCCGACCACCUUCACGAACCCCGACUCCUGUUCCCACCCCGACCGACCCCAUCCCCGACCGGCGAAGCUGCGCACUCACGCAAUUGGACUCAUAAAUGCCAGCAGAAUUGCCCGUGCCUGCUGCCGAGGCCCAGCCGGCUGCUGGCGCGGUGGCUUACCCGGCAAAAUCUGGUGAUGAAGCCGCUGCCGCUGCCGCAGUCGCUUCCGCUGCCUCGGCCGCCAUCCCCGCGAUUCCUGCUCAGGUCGCUGGUUCUGCUGCUGCUGCUGCUGCGGCCGUGACGCCGGCGGCGCGAUCGACAGUCACCCGCGGCAAGUACUCGAUCCGCGACUUUGAGAUCAAACGCACGCUUGGAACUGGAUCGUUCGGCCGAGUGCAUCUCGUCAGAUCCCGCUACAACCGUCUCUACUACGCCAUCAAAGUCCUCAAAAAGGCCCAGGUCGUGCACAUGAAGCAGGUCGAGCACACCAACGACGAGCGGCGGAUGCUCAAGCUCGUCGAUCAUCCGUUCCUCAUCCGGAUCUGGGGCACGUUCCAGGACUCGCUCCACCUCUUCAUGGUCAUGGACUACAUCGAGGGCGGCGAGCUCUUCUCUCUGCUCCGCAAGAGCCAGCGCUUCCCGAACCCCGUCGCGAAGUUCUACGCCGCCCAAGUCACGCUCGCGCUUGAGUACCUCCACUCUCACAACGUCAUCUACCGCGACCUCAAGCCCGAAAACAUCCUGCUUGAUCGCCGCGGAAACAUCCGCAUCACCGACUUUGGCUUUGCAAAGGAGGUCCCCGACGUGACCUACACCAUGUGCGGAACCCCCGACUACAUCGCGCCCGAGGUCAUCGCCCGCAAGGCCUACAACAAGUCCGUCGACUGGUGGUCGCUCGGCAUCCUCAUCUUCGAGAUGCUCACCGGCUACACCCCGUUCUACGACCAGACCCCCAUGCGCACGUACGAGAAGGUCCUCCAGUGCGAGGUGCGCUACCCGAACUACCUACUGCCUGAGGCGCGCGACCUCCUUAGCGGUCUCAUCACACGAGACCUCACCCGACGACUCGGCAACCUGGCCAAUGGCUCGGCCGAUGUCAUGAACCAUCCCUGGUUUAGAGAAGUCGAGUGGGACCGCAUACUGCGUCGCGAAAUCGAUACUCCUUAUGAGCCGCCAAUCCGGCAUGCUGGUGAUGCGUCUUUAUUUGAAUACUAUCCGGAAGAGGAGCUCAAUUACGGUAUUAACGGUCCUGACGAAUACCAGCAUCUUUUCCCCGACUUUUAG
Messenger RNA from Myxozyma melibiosi, 1414 nucleotides. RefSeq names its product camp-dependent protein kinase type 2. NCBI's taxonomy places the organism in Eukaryota, Fungi, Ascomycota, Lipomycetes, Lipomycetales, Lipomycetaceae. Gene Ontology annotation, molecular function: ATP binding; protein serine/threonine kinase activity. Bases 248 to 1414 code for a protein of 388 amino acids. Gene Ontology annotation, cellular component: nucleus. The record is from RefSeq and is a predicted model, not a curated record. Gene Ontology annotation, biological process: protein phosphorylation. The transcript has a single exon.